AUGGACUCCUGGACUCAAGUCUGUCGCCAAUGCGUCACGGUUGUGGCUGAUGUCCCUCCGACUAUAUUACUCGUUGCUUUCCUCGCUACUGCUAUUGGAAUCUUUGUACUGUUCUACAUCUUACUAUCCCUCGUCGCCCCAAUCCCCCGGGACUCCCUCCCAGAAGAAAAGAAGUAUAGAACCCUUGCGAAAGAUGGCACCAUUACGACCCCCGAACCCCUCCCCUGCUGGCUAGACAAGCAGAAACCCUCCGAGAAACUCAGUAUUGACGAGGGCGAAAUCUUUAUGUCCGUCGUUGUCCCAGCCUACAACGAAGAAGACCGUCUCUCUGGCAUGCUCGAGGAAGCAGUGAACUACCUAGAACACAUGUACGGUACCCUGGGAAGCGAGCAGGACGUUACAGAAACCCGCUCAACGCGCAAGCGCAAGCCUAAUGGCUCGGCGAACGGUCACGCCUCGGGCUCAGACAGAGGCUGGGAAAUCAUACUUGUAUCGGAUGGCUCAACGGAUCGCACUGAGGAGGUCGCGUUUCGCUUUGCGAAGGAUCAUCAACUCUCGUUACAUCCAAAGGGUAAUGCGGGACCUUGGACGCCGAAGGCACAGGAGGGUGUGCAUAUCCCGCCUGGUACGAUCCGUGUGGUUAGCUUGACGCAUAAUCGUGGCAAGGGCGGUGCAGUGACGCAUGGUAUGCGACAUGUUCGUGGAAAGUAUGUUGUUUUCGCGGAUGCGGAUGGGGCGAGUAAGUUUGAGGAUCUGGGUAAACUUGUUACGGCUUGUUCGGGGAUUGAAGAUGCGAGUGGACGUGGAGUGGCGGUUGGAUCGCGAGCUCAUAUGGUUGGUAGUGAGGCUGUUGUUAAGCGAUCUAAAUUGCGGAACUUCCUGAUGCACUCGUUCCACUUAAUCCUCUGGCUUAUGACUCCGCCUCGCACUGCAACCGUCAAGGAUACACAGUGUGGAUUCAAGCUAUUUUCUCGCGCGGCGCUACCUUAUAUUAUCCCGAACAUGCAUUCCGAGGGCUGGAUCUUCGAUGUCGAGAUGCUCAUGCUGGCUGAGUUUGCUCAGAUCCCUGUGGCCGAAGUACCCGUUGGAUGGAGAGAGGUCAAGGGAAGUAAGUUGAAUGUUCUACGCGACAGUAUCGGCAUGGCCUGGGGCCUGGCGCUCCUCCGCGCUGCGUGGUCGCUCGGAAUCUAUAGACAGAAGUGA
This is a messenger RNA of Penicillium malachiteum, 1203 nucleotides long. Its product is annotated as dolichyl-phosphate beta-glucosyltransferase. Bases 1 to 1203 code for a protein of 400 amino acids. The record is from RefSeq and is a predicted model, not a curated record. Lineage: Eukaryota; Fungi; Ascomycota; Eurotiomycetes; Eurotiales; Aspergillaceae. Gene Ontology annotation, cellular component: endoplasmic reticulum membrane. The transcript has 3 exons.